Messenger RNA from Seminavis robusta, 1368 nucleotides. Lineage: Eukaryota; Bacillariophyta; Bacillariophyceae; Naviculales; Naviculaceae. The record is from the annotation of a GenBank genome assembly.
AUGAGGAUAAUGAAUAUGGAAACGAGAAGUACUCUCAUCAACACUGGUGACAGAAAGCAGCAACGGGAGAGACGGAGCAUUUGGUCUCCACUGGUCACAUCGGUAGCAUUAAUGCUCCUGAUUCUGAUCCGAUCACUGCCACAAAAUUUUGAUUUUGCAUCCAUUGCCGAACUCUUUUUGGUAGUUCGAAAUACAGUCGUCUCGGCAUCCCAAGCCAAGGCCAUUCCCGCCGUUGUCAGUCGACCCUUUGAAACCGUCUGGGAGGAACCCAAGAGUUCCGCCGAGCUAUUCGACCGUGACACUCGCAUCAUCUGGGCGUAUUGGGACAAGGGCUUGCAAGGAAUGCCGGAACUGUGCCAACAUUCCGUCUUAUCCUGGCAAGUGCGAAAUCCAGAUUGGAAAGUAAUCAUCCUGGACGAUCACAAUUACCAACAGUACGUGUCAGUAUCGGAUCUACCCACCACCUAUUUCAGUUUGAAGGUACAACAUCGCAGUGAUCUCCUUCGUCUGGCAGUUCUCAUUCGAUAUGGAGGUCUGUAUCUGGACGCAUCCACAUUGGUCUUCAAGGGCUUUGAUCAAAUCUGGGAUACUGUGGAAGAAGACAAGCUUAUGCUGACUUCCCUGAAUAAACUGCCUGGAUCUGGAUUGGACCUAUUCAACAAUGGACUAUUGAUGACUAAAGGAACCAACAACAAAGUACUCAAGAUCUGGCAACAGAGAAUCCUAGAAUACAGCGAAGCGCCUGGUUUGACUUUGGCAGCCAUGAAGGAACAUCCCCGAUUCGCCCGAGUGGCAAAUGAUUGGGAUGAUCCAUCCUUGGGUAUUCUGGCAGAUAUGGUACCCUACCACUCCAACUUGUGGAUGUUGGAUGAUCUCAUCUGGAACAAUGACGAAGGAGUUGCCGAGCAUGUACUGCAUCUCCCCAAGUUGCGAUGGGGAUUCUGGUUCCUCGCCUUUCCUCAUUUGAUUACAGAGAGCAAGAGACGGCAGCAAUUAUUAUUGGGCGCUACCGGUACGACAAGCAAUAAUGAAACGAACAUGUUUAUUCCUCCUGUCGAGGAUCCCGACAUGAUCAGCUGGAAACCACUGGGUUUGAUGAGCGCCAUUACAACGAUUCUACCGCUGGUCUUUCAGGAUGAUAGAGACAUGUCUAUGCGCCUAGUGGAGAAUACAAUGGCACUCAAGUUCACAUCGCAUGAUUUGGGUAUUAUUGAGUUUGGUAUGAAGAAGUUUGGUCUGAAACACACACUAGGGCAUCUCUAUGAUUUGGCCGUCAACACGACCUCCUAUCCGAUUCAGCAGGCAACCCUUGAUGGUGCAGAAGCACCGGUGUUGGUGGCCAAGCAAGCAAUCGAGGUGCCACAAUGA